AUGCCGCAGCCAGUGGCCGAUUGUUGCUUCUACGCUGUUAUCGGAUGUGUGCUGGAGAAACCCACCCCCUUCCCGGGGCUGAGACCGUGCCUCGGCGGGCUCGCCUCCCAAAAAGCUGCAGGGGCCCAUUCGACUUCCCGACCGACGGCACUCAGAAAGAACGGCCACCGUCGUACCGGUAGGCGAACGGCCAAAAACGGCUGCGGCUCCAAGCAUCUGGCCCGGCUUGGCGCAACGCGGGACGGGCUCCGCGCGCAUUGCCGCCGGAACAUGGCGGGCUUUUGGGGUUCGUCAAUCACCAUUCAUCCCAUCGCACAGCAUACAAGGUACGAUCUUAAUCGAGCGCCCACAAGGCCAGCGUCAUGGCGCCCGAGGAGAACUGACAGUCGCUAG
Molecule: messenger RNA, 393 nt
Organism: Colletotrichum tamarilloi
Lineage: Eukaryota; Fungi; Ascomycota; Sordariomycetes; Glomerellales; Glomerellaceae
Exons: 1
Coding region: 1-393 (130 amino acids)
Source: RefSeq, a predicted model, not a curated record